CAGGCCUCUCCUACUAAAGUAGCCAUACAUCCUGUUUCCCUCCUUCAUGCCCAAGUCUCGGUCAUACCGCGCUCAUGGCCGAUCCUCUCUCAGUGGCUGGCUCUAUAGCUGGAUUGCUUUCUAUCGCAGAUAUCGUUUUUCGGAAGCUCUACCAAUAUGUCAAGACUGCAAAGAAGGCGGAAAUAGAAGUACAAAAGUUGAAGAACGAGGUUGCAACUCUCACUGGAGUACUGCACAACUUACACCUUGUUGUGGAGGAGUUGGAAGACGACAGCACAAUCGACAACGCUAUCAAGGUCGAUCAUGUCGCCUCUUGUUCUGCCACAUUGAAGCGAAUCGACAGUGUUCUAUCCAGCAUUCAAUUCCCCAAAGACCAGAAAAUCCAGAACGCCAUCCAAAGACUCAAAUGGCCAUUUAAAGCAACAGAGACCAAAGAGAUUGGUGACGAAGUGCGUCGGCACCGCGAAACGCUCAGCCUCGCACUCUCUGCAGAUUCCAUGACUGCGCUCCUGCAAUGUCUCUCUACACAGAAGAGCAUUAUCAAGCAGCUAGACAAUAUUCAGGAGACCCUACAGCGCAAUAAAGACUUUCAACUGGGCAUUGCUCUAAACGAGGAUCGCAGGCGAAUUCUAAAGUCGUUUUUCACGGUGGAACCUCGACAGUACUUUGAGACAUCUCUGAGCCUCCGCCAUUCUGGAACGGGAUCCUGGCUCUAUGAAGAUACCACAUUUCAAGGUUGGCUCCAGGACCCUGGCAGCAGAGUAUGGUUGACAGGUAUACCUGGGGCUGGGAAGACUGUCCUAUCUGCUACGAUCAUCCAAGGAUGCCUCACAAGGUCGUCGGCAACCCAAGCUAUCGCUGUUGCCUACUACUAUUGCGACUACAAAAGUACAGAUUCUCAAAACGUCGUGAACAUUUUCAGUGCUCUUGCAGGACAGAUCGCCAUGAAGAACGAGGUUAGCUUCGUACUGCUUAAAGAUUACUACGACCAGUUGCAUGCUCGAGACCAAAUGGAACAACAGCCCAAGACUGAGGAACUCAUCAAAAUCAUUCAAGAUAUGGCUUCCACUUUUGACGAUGUCCGGAUAGUUGUGGAUGGGUUGGACGAGUGUGGAGAGGCCAUGGCAGCUGUCGCCGAGUCGCUUCAUAACCUAGUAUGCGCUCCCCGCGCUACAAUCUCACUAGCUAUUCUGAGCAGAAGAGAACAAGCUAUCCGCGAUGUAUUCGAGGAAGACGACACAUAUACCCAUAUUGAGAUUGCAGCACAUAAAGAAGACAUUGAAAGUUAUGUUCAAUCAGAAAUCGACGAGCGCACACGCAAUAGGCGUCUCCGCAUCCGAAGCCCCGAGUUAAAGCUUUUGAUUGCGCAGGAGCUGGUAUCAAAAGCUGAUGGAAUGUUUCGAUGGGUAGCUUGCCAGCUCGAUCACCUAUGCGACCUAGCCACAGACUCACAACGGCGGAAAGCAUUGAAAGAACUGCCGAAGACCUUGGAAGAAACAUACGAUCGUAUCCUUUUGCGGGUAAAGAGACCCGUCGCUCCUUUAGUCUCCAGUACCCUGCAAUGGCUUGCGCAUGCGACAACGAAGUUGGAAGUCGAUGCUUUGCUUGAAGCACUCUCAAUCGACGACGACACGGACGUCCUUAACCCUGAAGAUCGACCAACCGAAGAAGACCUGCUGAUGCACUGCAGCAGUCUGAUCCGCAAGACUGGUGCAUAUCUUGAACUCGCACACUUCACAGUGCAAGAGUACUUGGGAGCGCUUCCUACCGACCACAGCAAGCUUAGUCAAUUUCGCUUAGUUCAUGGUUCCAAGGCACUGCUUGCAAAGACUUGCUUGUCGUAUCUCUGCUUGCCAGACUUCAAUAUACCUCCGAAACCCAUCCUCGGCGAUAUCGUGUCUUUCACAGACAAGUUUCCAUUUCAUACACAUGCGUCAAAUGCUUGGUCUAGAUAUAUGGACAACUCGUGGAGUGAUAUCGGGCUGCGUCCACUAUAUCGUAGGCUUUUCGAUCCCGAGAAGACGCCUAAUUUCGUUCUCUGCACUGUCCAGCGUUUGUUAGGCGAAGGAGUGGUCAGAGGUCAAGGUACUUUGAUCCAGGCUGCGGUAGAUUCAUACAUCAUCCAAGACGUUUUCAACAAGGAUUUCCGUCCAUUACAUGCCGCUGCUAUGUUUGGCUUGAAAGAGGUCUGUCAAUGGUUGGUGAAUCAAGGUUGUGACUUAGAUAUGCCUUCUUCCUGGGGGCCGCCCCUCACACUGUGUAUAGAUACCAUGCUCAAGUACAGUAAUACGUAUCUUGGCUAUAUCUCAGUCGAUGACUCGGCGAUUGCAGCGACGGCGGCUUUUCUUAUGGAAUCCGGUGCGUACUGUGAGAACGAGAGAGAUCGCAUUCAACAUUUUAUUGGAACUCCUGGAGACAAGUUCGACAUCUUAAGGUCUGUCAAAUCGUUCGCAGAGCGCGCAGCGAGACCACUCUCACACGCGUAUAAAUCGAUGUCUGACAGCAAUUUCAACGCGAGGCUCAAGUAUUACAUCUCCGACGACCAGGUCGAGCGUAUCAGGGACUUUUCCAAGGAUCCAAGGUUUUUCCUGGAGAGUAAAUCACUUCUGACAUGUGCUGCAGAAUAUGGAGCAGUCCGAACGAUGGCCUUGCUACUAGAUCUCGGCGUUGAUCCAACGUCUCGAGAUGAAUAUGGCAGGAACGUACUGUUUAAAUGUAUGAAAGUUGAUAACGAGGAAAUUCUAUCCCGACUUAUGACUUUUCCGGGUAUAGAACAUCCCGAUAAAGGUGGAGCGACAAUAUGGCAUUAUGCUGCCAGACUUGGCGCAUUUCGGAUGCUCAAGUUGUGGGUAGAAUUUCACAGCGAAACAGCACCUAGACUUAUUGAUGUAUACGAAGGAAAAACGCCAAUGAUGUGGGCCAUAGCCUCUGGAAGCGAACAAUGCUGUCUGCUACUUGCUCAGACCAUGCAGGCCCAUCGGCUGGCGUUCGAUGAUCCGGCAAUUGUACAUGGUUGCGUAGCCAUGGGCCUAUCCCAGGUUUUGAUACAACUACUCGAUUAUGGAGUUGAU
Molecule: messenger RNA, 3071 nt
Organism: Cucurbitaria berberidis CBS 394.84
Lineage: Eukaryota; Fungi; Ascomycota; Dothideomycetes; Pleosporales; Cucurbitariaceae
Product: ankyrin
Exons: 2
Molecular function (GO): protein binding
Source: RefSeq, a predicted model, not a curated record